AAUGCCGACACUUGAUCUCUCAUCGCCUUUUAUUUUUCCUCCAGUCUACGAAGCGAUCGGCACUCCGAGCUCAGCUUCUCUCCUCCUCCAGACAUCACAUCCGGGUCAGUUGCCUGGGAGUGUGUGCGGAGCAGCUCCUCCAGCACGGUCAGAGUAAUGCAGCCCCAGCCAGCUGCCGCGGGAGCUCGCUGACAUGGACGCGGCCGCCGGCGCGCAGCGUUCCUGAAACCAGCAACUACUUCACUAAGUAGCGGGAACAGAGACGGGACUGGCAACUUGAUGCCCGGACGCCCCGGUCUGAUGGUAUUUUGUUCUCAACCAUGUCAAAAAGCCUGAAAAAGCAAAACCACUGGACCAACAAAGUCCAUGAGAUCGUCCUCGGCAAGAGUAAAGAAGGGGAGCUGGGGUUCGAGCUGAAAGGCGGCGCCGAGAACGGGCAGUUUCCCCACAUCGGGGAGCUACGGAACGCCAAAGUGGCCGUUCAGAGUGGCAAGUUGUCCCAGGAUGAGCUGCUUCUGGAGGUCAAUGACACGCCGGUGGCCGGACUGACCACUCGGGAUGUGCUGGCUGUUGUCAGGCACUGCAAAGACCCCAUUAGGCUCAAGUGCGUCAAACAAGGAGGCAUCGUUGACAAAGACCUCCGGCGCUACCUCAACCUCCGCUUCCAGAAGGGCUCCGUGGACCACGAGCUCCAACAGACCAUCCGGGACAACCUCUACCUCCGGACUGUGCCCUGUACAACGAGACAACCCAAGGAAGGAGAGGUCCCAGGGGUGGACUACAAUUUUGUGACCGUUGACCGGUUUAUAGAACUGGAGAAAAGUGGGGCCUUACUGGAGAGUGGAACAUAUGAAGAUAACUACUACGGUACCCCCAAGCCCCCGGUGGAACCCACCCCUCUGCUGCUAAAUGUAACGGAGCAGAUCCUGCCUGGCGCCCGACCCAGCGCAGAGGGCAAGAGGAAGCGCAACAAGUCCGUCACCAAUAUGGAGAAGACUGGAAUUGAGCCCCCUGAGGAGGAGGAGGAGGAGAGGCCCAUCGUCAAUGGCAACGGCGUCAACAUCACCCCAGAAUCCAGCGAGCAUGAGGACAAGAGCACGGAUGCAUCGGGCGACAGCACCACCCAGAAUGAGCCUGCUACACUCGCCUCCAUGGAGGUAUCCAAGGAGGAGGGAGAUCCCCCCAAGUCACCCCCAAAACCGGAUGAGAAUGAUGAGCUGGGGCCCUUACCUGACAAUUGGGAGAUGGCCUACACAGAGAAGGGAGAAGUCUACUUCAUUGACCACAACACCAAGACCACAUCAUGGCUGGAUCCACGACUCGCCAAGAAGGCUAAGCCACCGGAGGAAUGCAGAGAGGAUGCGGAUUCCAUGGUGACAUUCUGUGGCAAGUGGCAAGAACUUCCGUACGGCUGGGAGAAAAUCGAUGACCCAAUGUAUGGCAGUUACUAUGUUGACCACAUAAACCGACGGACGCAAUUUGAGAACCCAGUUCUGGAGGCCAAGCAGCGGCUCCAGCAGCAGCAGCAAAUGCAAAGCCAAGGCCUGUCCUCGCUGCCCCUCUCGACCAUCUACAGAGUCGAGGAGGGUCCCUCCUCAGCAACGUUACCUAGGCCCAAACUGGCUCACUUGGGCCCCGCCCCCGAGCGUUCCCACAGCCUCACCGACCUGUCCGAGUUUCCUGACAGCAGGGCAAGAGCAUUCAGCUUUCAUGAGAAGCCCCUGUUCACACGAGACCCCGCCCAGCUGAAGGGCACCUUCCUGUCCACCACCCUGCAGAAGAGCAACAUGGGCUUCGGUUUCACCAUCAUCGGGGGGGACGAGCCCGACGAGUUCCUGCAGGUGAAGAGUGUCAUCCCGGAUGGACCCGCCGCUCAGGACGGGAAGAUGGAUACAGGUGAUGUCAUCGUUUACAUCAACAAUGUCUGUGUCCUGGGCACCACCCAUGCCGACGUGGUCAAGCUCUUUCAGUCUGUACCGAUUGGCCAGAGUGUGAGCCUAGUGCUGUGCCGUGGCUAUCCUCUGCCCUACGACCCUGAGGACCCGGCCAGCAGCAUGAUCUCCCCCAUGGGGCUGAUGGAGCGUCCCCUGGUGGUCAACGGAAGGAGCAAUUAUGACAGCUACAUGGAGUACAUCUCGCGGACAGCGCGGUUCGUGCAGGAACACGGCGAGUUGCUGCCCCCUGCCCAGCAGCAGCCCUCCCUGCAGGCCCACCCCGGCGACACCCACCUGGAUACCACGCCACACGAGGACAAUGUCUCCAUGGCAUCAUCUGGGGCAGCCCCAGCUGAGCUGCUGACCAUCACCAUGGUGAAGGGGGCCGACGGCUUUGGGUUCACCAUCGCCGACAGCGGCGCCGGCCAGCGCGUCAAGCAGGUGCUGGAGCCGCAGGGCUGCCCAGGCCUGCAGGAGGGCGACCUCAUCGUGGAGAUCAACCAGCAGCCUGCACAGGCCCUCAGCCACACCCAGGUGGUGGAGCUGCUGAAGGAGUGCCCGGUGGGCACCGAGGCCACGCUCACGGUGCAGAGGGGUGGGACAGGUCACUUUUCACCCUGGAAGACCCCUAAACAGGUGCUGGAGCAGUGGGACCUCCAGGGCAGCCCCCAGACCAGCCUCUCUGCCCCUGUCCUCCCCCAGAGCACCCCAUUCCCAACCCACCACCUGCACAGGGCCUCGGUCCCCGACUCGGCCGAGGGCUUUGAUCUGAACAAGCCUGACCCCUAUGACCUCUAUGAGAAGUCCCGAGCUAUCUAUGAGAGUAGGCAGCCGGGGCUGCCCCGAACAGCGUUUCGAGUGGAUCCUGCGGGGCCCGAGUACCUGGAACUGGACGUCCACCUGCGCCGGCAGAAGUCCGGCUUCGGAUUCCGGAUCCUGGGAGGUGACGAGGCGGGGCAGGCUGUGAGUCCGGAGGCUCGCGACAAGAUCUUGAUUGGGGCAAUCAUCGAGAAGAGCCCAGCAGAUCGGGAUGGGCGGCUGCGGCCGGGUGACGAACUGGUGUUUGUAGAUGGUGUCCCAGUGCUGGGGAAGACACACCGGCACGUCAUUGACUUGAUGCAUGCGGCCGCCCGCAACGGACAGGUCAACCUAACUGUACGGAGGAGAAUCCAGGGAACAGCGCCACCUACCAGCGAACCCUGUCCUGAGAAUGGUCGGAGCCCGGGCUCCGUAUCCACACAGCACAGUUCCCCCCGGAGCGACUUUGCCUCCAGCUCCUUGCCCAGCAACCUCGCUGGGGCCAUCGCCCCGGGGCCGGCCACGGGCUGUGGCCCCACUCCGGAAGCCUCGCCUCCCCAGGGUGCACAGACCAGCGACGUGGUGAUCCAUCGCAAGGAGAACGAGGGCUUCGGCUUCGUCAUCAUCAGCUCGCUAAACCGCCCAGAGUCCAACGUGACCAUCACCGUGCCCCACAAGAUUGGCCGCAUCAUCGAAGCCAGCCCGGCCGACCGCUGCGGUAAGCUGAAGGUGGGGGACCGCAUCCUGGCCGUCAACACGCAGUCCAUCGUUGACAUGCCACAUGCCGACAUCGUCAAGCUGAUCAAGGACGCCGGGCUCAGCGUCACGCUGCGCAUCAUUCCGCAGGAGGAGAUAAGCAGCCCACCCUCAGCCCCCAGCUCAGAGAAGCAAAGUCCUAUGGCCCAGCAGCACAGCCCCAUAGCCCAGCCCAGCUCGGCACCCCAGACCAGCCCGGUAGCCCAGCACAACCCGGUCACGCAGGCUCCAGCUGCAGCCCCACCUCCUCAGCUCUAUAGCCACGAUGGCAGCUACAGGUCGGAGGUGAAAGCGAGGCAGGAUGUCAAACCAGACGUUCAGCAGCCCCCGUACACCGACUACCGCCAACCUCCCGUGGACUACCGACACCCCCCAGUGGUGGACUAUCGGCAGCCAUCCACACUCGACUACAGGCACCCGCCCCUGAUGGACUACAGACCCGAUGGCCGACAGUUCCCCAUCUCUGACUACAGACAGCCCCAGGACUUUGACUUCUUCACCGUGGAGCUGGAGAAGAGCGUGAAAGGAUUCGGCUUCAGCAUCCGCGGCGGGCGGGAAUACAAGAUGGACCUGUUCGUGCUGAGGCUGGCCGAAGACGGACCUGCCGUCCGCAAUGGAAGGAUGAGGGUCGGGGACCAGAUCAUCGAGAUCAACGGGGAGAGCACGCGGGACAUGACCCACGGCCGCGCCAUCGAGCUGAUCAAGUCUGGGGGGCGCAGGGUGCGGCUGCUGCUGAAGAGGGGCACCGGGCAAGUGCCUGAGUACGUCGACAGUCCCACCCCCUGGGAUGCUCGGCCUGCAGCCUCCCCAAGUCUGUCGGAAGUAGCCCCAUCCCCCGAUGCUCUGAACGCCACGCCAUCACCGUCAUCGCUUCCGGCCCUUCCCCUUGACCCCCAGCACCUACUCUCCCCGGAGAUGGGCCGGGAGCCCAUGCACGACAGCAUGGCAGAGCACCUAUCCAGCCCUGGGAGGGUGGAGCAGGCCGCACCUGGGAGGAGGCAGACGGAGCGCAGGGCCAGUGGGAGGGGCAAGGAGAAAGAGGGUGGCAGGUCUGCCCAUCGGGGUAUCAGCGUGGGUGGACAGGGGACCCCUGAGAGCCCGGUGGGUUGGGACGAGCAGGUCCAGGAAAACUCCAAGCCCUACAGAGCCUCCCGGGGAAAAUCCAAGGAGAGGAGAGGUGGUGAGAGCAGCGCCCCCCACAGGGAGAACAGGCAUCUGCCACACUCCCUAAAGGCCACCGGGCUUGGAGACACACAUUCCAACGUGAACGGUGGCACACCAAGCAAUGGAGGCAGCACAGACAGGCCAGCCCAGGAGAAAUCCAGCCCCAGGGACCCAGAGAGAGUGUCCGUCGAGGCCCCUCCCUACCGGGGAUCCAAGGGAAACAGCGGGGGCAGUGCCAUGGCGGGCAGAAAGGCCACAGUGUCCCCCGGGCCUUGGAAAAUCCCUGGGUCGGAUAAGCUACCCAGUACACUGCGAUCUGGGACAUCCACUGUGAGCAGAUAACGCCAUAAAGACUCUGCAGGCCAGGCCACACCAGACAAGACUUGGUCAGGUCUCCAACAGGCCCGCCAGCCGUCACCAUCAGAUGCAACACAUGUUUUUAGAGAAUCUUUUUUUUUAUUAUUAUUUAUAUGGUAUUUUAAAUUAUUUUGAGGUAUUACACCCACCACCUUAAAAACUCAAGGCAUCCAUUAAAAAAAUAAAAUAAACUAGAAAGAAAAAGAAAAAAAAACUGAAUGUGUAGCAUGAUGGGAAGACUCCUAUAGUGCUGAAUCCAAACAACCCGACUGGAGGUGGCAUAGGGGUGGGACCUGCCUUUCAGAAGCUCCGCCCCUCUCUUCCAGCAGCUGGCUGCGACGCCGAAUCACAUGUCGAGGAGCUGGCCACUGGCAUUCAGCCAGUGCUGGUUAUGGCUGGAUGCUUCUUGAUGGGGUUUGCCUGACAUGACCUUUUGUGCCGUUGACAAGGCAAUGAAACAAAAAGAAAUGGUGUGGAAAAAGAGGAUUUUAAUCGACAGAAAGCUGCCUUAAAACUAUCCUGAGAUAGAAAGAAAGAUAUAUCUUUAAUAAUGAUCAUUUAGAUGUAUAGAUAUAUAGGUAUAUUAUAUAAAUAUGUGAAAACAUGUACAUAAAAUCAUUUUGGAGUAUAUGUACACGGGCAAAUAUACUGAGAUGCUAUUCAAGGCAGGAGGAGUCUGGUGACACAGUAGGGCACUCUGACUCCUCACUGACUCGUUUCACUGACUCAUCUCAGCACGGUGUCCUGAAGCGUGGGUUGACUCAUAGAACCCAAUAAGACCCGGAACAGUUUCCGGUUUCCGUGCCGCAAGAGGUCUGGGCUCUGUUUACCGCAGAACACGAGCCAAGUCACUGUGGAGGGAUUCACCUUACCAGGGGGGCAGGACGCCUCCUGGCACGCGGCAGGGCAGAGUGCCUUAAGUGGAGAGACCAGGCGGAGUUGCUAGUUUGAAUUUUCACCUGUAGGAGGCAGCAAAGUGACACAAACUGAGCUGUGUGCUGCAGGAGAAAAAGGAGGAAGUGCAGCAGAUCUUCCUUACGCAGCGCUAUAUCACAAUUCGUCUCGUCUGUAUCGACAGCUCAGUCACCUUCAUGAAGUCAGUUUGCACCAAAAAAAGAUUAUUUUCUUAUCAUUGUAUUAUGGAAAACCAUUGUUUAUGCCAGAUCUGCUUUAUUUUUAUGUACAUUUAUCUGCUAUCUAGUAACAGAAUGAUCGAAUGAAUUUUGCUUAGUCUGUUUUUGUCAUAUGAAGGAUAAUUAGCUAACUGUAGCUGACAUCAAAAUGGAGUAUGGUUACAGUGCAGGUAAAUUUUUGCAGGUCAUACCUGUUACUUCGAGGCUGAAGAGAUUUAAUGUGUGGAACUAAGGGCCAAAAUAAGCAAUCACGCAGUGAAAGGAUCCAAAUCUGUAAUCUGUAGCACCCCCUCACGGUCAGACGUGGUGGCGUAAAAGCACGCAGUACCGGUGGUUUUUCAUUGUCAUUACCGUGAAUACUCAAACAGAAAGCGUUAAGGAAAAGGGCUGGUUAUCUCUCUGCUUCAACUGUACGAGUGCUAUUUUGUCCGCAAUAAGGACAUUACUGGUGUCAUCGUCGUUGCAGAUAAGCUCUCUUUUGUUUUUGAGCUUUUCUGUGAUGUUAUUUGAACAAACUUGGCAAUUAAAUUAUGAUUGGUUUCCCAUAAAAAAGAAGACAUCUGCUUUAUAGCUACGUGAUGGAAAUUUAUGUAUUUGUCUUUUUAAAAAAAUCCACAAUCCAUAACCGUUUACAAUAAGCCAGUCGGCAGCCAAACAGGCGUUCGGAAAGCGCUGAGCGCCAAACGAAAAGUUCGCCCAACGUUGCAUUCACUUUAAAAGAUACGUUGUAAGAAUGUUAUAAUUACCUGCGUUGGACUGAGGCCUCGCGAUUGGACAAACAGCAUCAGCAGUCACGCCUACUAGGCAAUCAGAGUACAUGGGUGAGGUUCUCGGUCAGAGAUGACGCAACUGCAAAGAGACAUCUAUAAUUCUAUAUUACUGACUUAAUUGUUUGAACGCGGUUUAUUUAUUACAAGCGGAUUUCACUUAUCGCGCUAAAUUCGAGCAUGAAUAUUUAAACAUCUUACCCCUGAGGCAUAUAUAUUUAAUGCUUCUGGGAACGUUUUCCCUAAAAACGAAAUUAUUUUGCCAUUAGUAGCAUUUACUUAUUACCGGAUGUUGUUGUAAAACUGUUACAUCUUAUUAACGGACGGAUGUAAUUCCAAUUUGCUGACAGCCACUGUAUGGGAAUGCAAGGAAAAGUGUUAAGGAUGUUUAUUGCCAUGGUAACGUUUCAAUUAUUUUUAAUUUUUGGAGUGACAGAAAAGAUUUCCAAUUUGAGUGUGAACACGCUUAGCAGAAAUCAGUAAUAUAUUCUGUGUUCAGUUACAGAAAAAGCUUGCCCCUUUAAGAAUCAUUCGGAAUAGCUAUAGAUUCAUUCCUAAUAAUACGAUACAGACACCGUUGAUGGCUGCAAUCCCUUAAUCUGUUUGGGAGACCCUGAAUUAUAACAAAGCACAAAUAUCAGCAGAAGAUUGACAAAAGCCAAUGGGAAGUAUGUCAUAUUUAACCUGAGGACGGGUGGCAUGUCCGGGAAUAGCGCGCCGCCGUCCUGCAGUUCAGAGCGAUGCUUAUGUUGUUCGGUGGAUUCUGACCUGUAUGCUCCUUGUUGACUGGUUCAGUUUUCUGUGAACUGUAAUACGUUUUCUAUGGAAAGGCGAUAAUUAAAAGGUGAGUCUUUGAAGGGUGGCGCUUACGUGAACACCAUUCCGAUCAGUAAACUGUGUAGUGUUAGCUGUGUAUUUACCUUUGUACAGCUGUAUCUCUAUAAAUAUGAUCCAUUGUAUUAAUAAUAGUCACAAAGACUGUAAGUGAGCAACUAUUUUUAUGAAAUGCAACACUAUGGAUAUAUUAACUUUUGCAGAAAUCUUGUUUACUGUAUGAUAUUCUAAAAUAUUGUCAAAUAAAAUCUUGACACAGUGUAAAGUA
Messenger RNA from Brienomyrus brachyistius, 8011 nucleotides. RefSeq names its product membrane associated guanylate kinase, WW and PDZ domain containing 2a (gene magi2a). The transcript has 24 exons. The record is from RefSeq and is a predicted model, not a curated record. Gene Ontology annotation, molecular function: type II activin receptor binding; SMAD binding; beta-1 adrenergic receptor binding. The coding region runs from base 321 to 4994 and encodes 1557 amino acids. NCBI's taxonomy places the organism in Eukaryota, Metazoa, Chordata, Actinopteri, Osteoglossiformes, Mormyridae. Gene Ontology annotation, biological process: signal transduction; receptor clustering. Gene Ontology annotation, cellular component: cytoplasm; dendrite.